AACCGUUGAGAGUUGCAUUGCAUUAUUUUAUCUCCACUCAGAUGAUGAAAAAGCAACCCUUCAACUUCCAUUUGCACUCUCUUUGCCCUCUCUGGUCUCUCUAAGGCCAGAGGCAGCAAAUACAUAAAACCCUCCUUUUCUCUUCAGUCUCUGUUCCCACAAACACUCUCUUUCUUUGAAAUGGCAACCGUUACCUUCUCCACGCGCUCCUUCUUUCUCCAAUCACCCUCACACUCCCACGCUCACCACCACAGACAGCAGAGCUCCGCCUUCACUUCCUGCCGCAAAAGCACCGCCAGCAUUACCAGCCUCUUCACUCACUCUCUUGUAUUGACUGUCUCCGCCAAUCCCCGCAAUAAAUUCCACCCCGCCACCGUAGUUUUCUCCUCGGGAAAUGGAGAUACUGGUGGAACAGGCGGUACUGGAAGUGGAGGUGGCGGAGGAGGACAUGACGGUCACGACGAUCAGGACCGGUCACGAAACCGAUCCGAAGCGAUCCUGGCUCUCGCUGAGGAAGGGAGAACAUUUGAGAGUUUGCCCAAGGACAUAGCGGCGGCAAUCGAGGCGGGGAAGUUACCGGGAUCGAUUGUUCGUAGGUACUUUGAGUUCGAGAAGUCCCCUGUAUUCAGCUGGUUGCUUAAUUUUGGAGGGUUUAAGGAGCGGAUGCUUGCCGAUGAUUUGUUUUUGACUAAAGUUGGCAUCGAGUGCGGCGUGGGCAUUUUCACCAAGUGUGCUGCAGAGUUAGAGAAGAGAAGAGAAAGGAUAACGAAAGAGCUGGAUUUUGUUUUCUCAGACGUGGUAAUGGCGCUAGUUGCAGAUUUCAUGCUCGUGUGGCUUCCGGCUCCGACAGUUUCUCUCCGGCCACCUAUAGCACUCAGUGCCGGGCCUAUAUCUAAGUUCUUUUACAAUUGUCCCGAUAAUGCCUUCCAGGUGGCUUUGGCGGGAACAUCUUAUUCAUUGUUACAGAGAUUUGGUGCGAUUGUGCGUAACGGGGCCAAACUCUUUCUUGUUGGAACCGGUGCAUCCCUGGUUGGUGUAGGGGUGACAAAUACGUUGAUUAAUGCACGAAAGUUGUUCGACAAAUCGUUUGCCGAAGAAGCAGAAGACGUGCCUGUAUUUUCAACAAGUUUCCAGUACGGUGUCUACAUGUCGGUGUCCAGCAACCUAAGGUACCAAAUAAUUGCGGGAGUUAUUGAACAACGAAUACUGGAGCCCUGGCUGCACCAUCACAAGCUCAUUCUGAGUGCACUCUGCUUCGCCGUUCGUACCGGAAACACUUUCUUGGGAUCUUUGAUGUGGGUGGACUACGCACGGUGGGUUGGAGUUCAGAGGUCGAGGGAAUGAGUGAAAGCAUAAUGUUAUUUUUGUGUCGU
Hibiscus syriacus is the source of this 1373-nucleotide messenger RNA. RefSeq names its product protein RETICULATA-RELATED 4, chloroplastic-like. The record is from RefSeq and is a predicted model, not a curated record. NCBI's taxonomy places the organism in Eukaryota, Viridiplantae, Streptophyta, Magnoliopsida, Malvales, Malvaceae. Bases 181 to 1344 code for a protein of 387 amino acids. The transcript has 9 exons.